UGUUGUUUCUGACUUCCUGUCUCAGUAUGCUACGACACACGUAAUCGGUUUGCGGCAGUGGCUGAAGAGCUGUGGAAAGGAAGUGAACGAUUUCUUUAUUAGUGAAUUGUGUUUGCUUGUUGAGUUGUUUCUCCAUGAGUUUAAACUCUUCAUAACCAGAUAUUACACAGCGUUUUAACGAGGCAGCCCUGGGCUCAUUUCCCACAGAAAAACUCCGGAGUAGCGGCAUUUUCUGACUGCGAGUAGCGGUAACCGGGUUCGAGCAACCCCGAGCACAAUGCUGCUCACAGUGUUUUGUGCACCGAGAGACCGCUCGGAAACCACUUUCGCCUUGGAAGUGUCCCCGGAGCUUGAACUCAGGGAUUUUGUGGCUCUUUGCGAACUAGAAUCAGGAAUACCAGCCAGGGAAAUUCAGAUCUCAUAUGCAGAGCAGCCUUUACAAGAUCCCACCCGAGCCCUGGGGAACUAUGGGCUGAAGGAUGGAGAUGUGGUAGUGUUACGACAAGCAGAGAGGUUACUAGGGCCACAACCCACAGUUCCUGGUCUGCCUCGCAUCGAUUUCAGUUCCAUUGCGGUUCCUGGGACCUCCUCAGGCCAAAACAGACAGCACCAAGCCCAGCGUCCCAGUGCCACCCAGUCACGGCCGCCCCCUGCCACCACCACACCAGGCUCAGCCCUUUCUCCUCAGGGAUUGGACAACCCCGCCUUGCUACGUGACAUGUUGCUGGCAAAUCCACAUGAGCUGUCAUUGCUUAAGGAGCGAAACCCUCCCCUUGCUGAGGCUCUACUGAGUGGAGACCUUGAGCGCUUCACCAAGGUGCUAUUGGAGCAGCAGCAGGACCGAGCCCGAAGAGAGCAGGAGAGAAUCAAACUGCUGACUGCAGAUCCUUUUGACUUGGAAGCUCAGGCCAAAAUUGAGGAAGAAAUCAGACAACACAACAUUGAGGAGAAUAUGACCAUUGCUAUGGAAGAAGCACCUGAGAGUUUUGGCCAGGUGGUCAUGCUCUACAUCAACUGCAAUGUCAAUGGACACCCAGUAAAGGCCUUUGUUGACUCAGGAGCUCAGAUGACAAUUAUGAGCCAAGCAUGUGCUGAGCGAUGUAAUAUCAUGCGUCUAGUGGACAGACGCUGGGCAGGCAUUGCCAAAGGUGUUGGCACCCAGAAAAUUAUAGGCCGAGUCCAUUUGGCCCAGGUACAGAUAGAAGGAGAUUUCCUGCCUUGCUCUUUCUCCAUUUUGGAAGAUCAGCCCAUGGAUAUGCUGCUUGGCCUUGACAUGCUGAAGAGACACCAGUGCUCCAUAGACCUAAAGAAAAAUGUCCUCCUCAUUGGGACAACGGGUACAGAGACACGUUUUCUACCUGAGGCAGAGCUGCCUGAGUGUGCCCGGCUGGCAUAUGGGCCAGAGGGACGAGAGGAUACCCGGCCUGAGGAGAUUGCAGAUCGAGAACUGGCAGAGGCAAUACAAAGAUCUGUGCAGGACAGCGAUAUUGAAGAUGGAAAAACUACCUCACCACAAUCCCUGCCAUUUAAACCCCUCGAACAAACCACAACAACUUCAGCCUCAAGUCAACCCCACAGUCUCACCCUAGACCGUUCUAAGUCUGCCCCAGCCUCAAUAAACCAAGGAGUGUCCCCAAUUGAAAUUCCCGCAUCGAUUGAAUCCUCUCUACUUCAACCCUUGAAAGUGGGUGAACCCUCUCCAGAUCCAUCUGAUGACACCUUUAGAUCUCAGUCCCAAGGACUGGCAGAUCCGACACCGGCUUGCUUGCAAACAGAUGCAGAUGCUCCUAUCCCAAGCGCUCUUCCCUCUCAGGAACCAUUCUCUAGUGCUGUGCCCGAGGACCAUGAAGUGACAGGCAACAUUGUUUCAGGAGAUUCCGGCAGUCCGAUAGAUGUGGAUUUGGGGAAGAAUAUCACUUCCUCUGGGACUGUAGCAGCAGAAUCUCCCUCUAUUCUUUUUAACCCAAGGUCUCAGACUCAAACGCUGGAUCAGGAAGUGGACAUGGACGUUUCUUCCAAUGCAAAACCAGAAGCUGGCCAUGACUUUUCUGAUCAGUCCCAGAGAGACCAAGGUAGUAUGAUGGAGGAUGUUUCAGGGGCUCAGCCACAACUCAUGCCUGUUCCAGAAUUUAACCUUGAACCCUGUCAUGCUGAGCCAGCCUUUUCUUCUGUCCAUUCAGACUCUGUGAGUGUAAUACCCUGUGAAACAGAACAGCCAGAGACGGAGAACAUCCCUUCCUUGGCUCAAGCCCUUAAGGAGCUCCAUAAACUUCUGAUGUCCAACACUUGUCCAACAGUUUCUGGAAGGAUUCCUCUAUCUGAUGCUAAUGAUACUACACCAACACAAGAUGUUGUUGAGGUGGACCAGGAUCCUGCUGCAACAAACCAUGUCACUCUGAACCCAACUAUUGACUCAUCCUCUAAUACUGCCACAGCUAAUGACAUGGAAGAAAGUGUUGCCAAAGCUGACUUUACUUCUCAAUCAGUGGGGUUUUUUCCAGAUGUACCAACACCAAGCAAUCCAGGGCACACAGAGAACCAACCUUCUAGACAGGUAAAUCCCAUAGUGAAACAAACGAAUGAGUGCCCUUAUGCGGCUGAAGAAAAUCGGGCCAUUGUUAUUGAAGAAGGUUCUGGGCCGGUGACUUCUUCCCAAGGAGAUCUUGAGUUCCCUGAGGGUCAGCAAGGGCAGGACAUUGUGGACAAAAACACCUCAGGCAUUGACAUCUCUGCUGACCUGUUUCAGCAGCGCCCGCUUUCUGUAGCAGCUGGUUCAUCAACCAAUUCCAGCCUAGGGCCUGUUGCAUCUCCUCAAACUGAAACCACUGAGACGGAUCCUUUUUCCCUUGGAGACUCCAUUCAACCUGCACCACAGCCCUCGAUGGGACAGUUUCCACUAGAGCACAUUCAGAGGAUCCAGGCAUCAGGGUUUUCAGCCCUUGAGGCUGCUGAGGCACUGGAACAGGCUCAAGGCAGCGUGGAGCUUGCCUUAUUGGUGCUGCUUGCAAGAAAGAUCACUGUGCCCUCAUAGACUCAGAAUCUACUCUUAUUGGUGGCAUCAGUUAACAUAUGAGCCUUUUUUUUCAUCCUGUGGUUUUACUUUAGCAGUCCUUGUGGUUUUGUACUGUGGUUGUGUCUUCUUCUGGCUCUUCUACUUUGCCAACAUACAUAAUAUUUAAAAAAUAGAUUUUUGAGAAGCUGGCCAGAUUUCCCUUUCAACAGAACGAUGAUGUCUGUGCAGUCUUUUUUUUUUUUUAAGUUUUGCAUGUUGCCUCAAUAGUUCAUAAUGGAUUGUUGAUUUUAUUGGUUUGGUUUGAAUAAAUUUGAUAAACUGUCAGACAUUUUACAGGAUUAUAAAUAAUUACAGGUGGUGGGGCUCAGUAAUAAAAUUCUUCUUGUGGCAGAAAUAGACCUGUUUCCAAACUUCCAACAACUGCAUGAUUUUACAUCUCAAAAUUUAUUUAAAUGCCUGAUGUUUACGUAUCUUAAACCGAAACUUCUGAAGCAUCUUACUAAAUUUAUUUUGUAUAAAUGUGGUAAUAGGAGCAGAUAGUAAACUGGUAAAGCACCCAUUUCAGAGUACUUUUUCCUAUUUGAAUUGGCAAUAAUGUUCAAGCUGAGGUCAUUUUCUCUUUAAUUAUUAUUUUAUUUGAUAGUUGCCAAUCCUGUAUAACUUGACAUGUUUUCAAUAGGUUGCCUUUGGAAAUUAUUAAAGAAUAGACUUACCAUUACCUUUAUGUGUUCAUAGUCCAUCCUUGAACAAUAUUGUCAGUCUUUUUGGUAAUGAUAUAAAACAAAUCUAAAGGGGAAGUUAUAACAUUUAUUAUCAGUACAGUAGUAUCUUUUUAAUAGAUUCAUGAUGUUGUGGCUGUGAAUGUAGUGUUUUACAUUGUUUUUGAUUUAAAUUAAAACGGACAGGAAAAAGCUGGUGCUGACAAAGUAAUCUACAGGAAGGUUUUGUUUUUUUGUUUUUGCCCGUCUACCACUACGUUGUUUUGGGAAGUCUGUUUUAUUCUCUUAUUUGUUGUCCCUUGUCUAAACGCUUGAUUUUGGUGUAAAGCCCUGAUGUUCCCUUUCCAGCUGUCUGUGAUUUUUGUCAUGUCUACAUUCUUGUUAUUUUGUAAUCUCUGGGUCAUAUAUCAGUUCAAUCUAUUUGAGAAACUCAGUUUCAUCUUGUAUACAGUUUAAAACCAAAUAAAAGGAAAAAAA
Molecule: messenger RNA, 4209 nt
Organism: Sinocyclocheilus rhinocerous
Lineage: Eukaryota; Metazoa; Chordata; Actinopteri; Cypriniformes; Cyprinidae
Product: protein DDI1 homolog 2
Exons: 9
Coding region: 278-3031 (917 amino acids)
Biological process (GO): proteolysis
Molecular function (GO): protein binding; aspartic-type endopeptidase activity
Source: RefSeq, a predicted model, not a curated record